AUGGAUUAACAAUUAUCUAAUGUACUUUUAUCUAGAGACAAAUGGAAAUAAGAAAGUAAGGUGACUAAGUGUGAACAUUGUGAUAGACAAUUCUAUUAUCUUUUCAGAACUAAGCAUCAUUGUCGUAAAUGUGGUUUAGUCUUUUGCUCAGAGUAAUAUAAAUUAUUUUAUAGAAUAGUUGCAGCAGUAACUUUAUUGAUGGUUCUCAUUUUACAUAAAAUACAGAAAAAAAAGUAAGAUUGUGUGGUGUAUGUUAUGAUUAAGUAUUAAAAUUGUUGAAAGCAUAAGGAUACAAAUUAGAUAAUACAUUUGAAAACAGAGUUGUUAGUGUCUCUAUAGAUAAGGGACCAUUGAAUUUGUCAAGAAGAGAAUCAAUACAUAAAUUAGAUGAUCAAUCAUAUACCAUCUCUAGAUCGCAAACUACUUAAAUUACUGAAGAAUAGGAAGAUAAUUUGAAUAAUGAUUAAGAAUUCAAUCCUGAAAUAGUUUAGGUCAGUAUACAAAGUUAUUUUCCACCUGAAGAAUAAAAUAAGAAUAAAGAAUCAGAAUUACUGAAAUCCUAAUUAUCCCUACUAAAAGAAAAAUGUUAUCAACAAAUGGAAAAUAUCUGUGAUCAUAGUUUAAAGAUUUUUAUUCAACCUUAAAGAAAUCAUGAUAAUCAUUUUGAAGGUCUUAAAUCAAUAACUUACGAUUUUGUUAAACGAGCUGUAGAAGACAUUUAGUUUUCUUCUCUAAAUUCUGAUCCUUUAGAUAUUACUUGUUAUGUAAAAACUAAAUUGCUCCCCUACAAAGAUUAUUCUCUAACUUGCUAUUUUCCAGGAAUUGUUAUAAGAAAAAACAUAGCAUUGAAAAGAAUGCAAACAGAGUUAAUAAAACCUCGUCUUUUAAUUAUUCAUGGGAAUUUAGAUUUCAUUGAAGAAACUCAAUAAUUUGAUGAUUUCAUUAUGAAAGAAAAGAGAGUACUUUAAGAUUAUAUUGAGAAAAUAAAAGAGCAUUUUAAACCUACAAUAAUAAUAGUUGAAAAAUCAGUCAGUAAAGUUGCUUUAGAUAUUUGUUGUAAAUUUAAUAUAACAGUUGUUUAAAAUGUGAAAAUACAUCAAUUAAGAAAAAUAGCUAAAUGUACAGGAUCUAAAUUUGUACGUCUUGAUAAAUUAGAUGGUUAUAUUCAAAAAGAGACAUAGGUGACUGGAAAUUGUGAGAAAAUAUUUUUUCGCAAUUUUCCAAGGCCAAAUCUUGAUAAAUAAGAUUAACUUGGAAAAGAUAAUACAUUAAUGUUUAUAGAAACAAAGGAUGGUAAAAAUGGUGUAACAAUAAUGCUAUCAGGUCCUUAAGAAGAUUUAUUAUAGAAAUUGAAAUAGUGUAUAGUAGGUUGUAUGAGAUUAGGAAAGCAUUUUGAUGUAGAAAGACAUAUUAUACUUUGUGAAUAGAAAUUAAGAUAAAAUAAGUAAUUUAAUUUGUGCGUUGGUGAUUUUACAAAAUUUUUAUUUGAAAAGGUGAAUCUUAAAGAAGUAAUAAAACCAGAUUUAGCAUAUGUGAAAAUAAAUUAUGCAAGAGCAGAUAUUCAUAAUUUUAAUGAUAUAAAAGAUAUGAAUGCAUUAUUGGCUUAUUAAAAAGAGUUUCCACCUUAAAAAGAUAAGGUAGUUGAUUUUUUUGCUGAUAUGUGUAAUAUGCCUACAGAGAAACCAAAAGCAUAUUAUCAUUCAAAUGAUGAUAUGUCUAUAGGUGCUUUUAUUAUUUUGAAAGUAGCGAAUUUGUAAUUCAGAUGUGAAUAUUGUAAAUUACCAAGAAAUAGUCAUGUUUCUAUAUAUUAUAAUGCAGGCAGAUAUGUAAAAUUUAGUGUGGAUGGUUAAAUGAAUUAGAUAAAAUAAAUAGUAUUAUAAAAGGAAGAAUCAUAAAUUCAAUAGAAUGAUGAGAAUAGGACAUUUUUAUUAAAAGAUUUGCCAAGUAUUAUAAAGUAGAAUCAUUCAAAUGAAAAAAUAUAGAUUGAAACCUAUUUCGAAUGUAAUUUGUGUAUGUAACAAUUAACAGAUAGAGUAAUUUUAAGCUAAAAAUAUUUAGAGUAUUCAUUUUUAAGAUUCUUAUAAUAAUUAUUCUUAACACAUAAUAUAAUGCAAAAUCAUUAUUAGAAUUCAAGUUCAUGUAAUCACACUUAAGUAUAAAGAGUGUAUUCAUAUUAUGGAUAUCAAAUGAAAGUAAUGGUUGGAGAGUUUGAUGUAUAUUAAACAACAUUGUUGAAUUUUUCAGAUAAUUCAUUAGGUGAUUAUUUGAAGAUAUGGGAAUAGAAUUAUAUUAGAUAGCUUAGAGAUGAAUUAAUGAAUAAAUUAAAUACAUUUGGAAUUACACUUAUUAAUUUAAUACCUAAAUCUUUAGCUAAGGGAGAGAUCGAUUUAUUAAUAAAAUCAAUUAAAUAAUUAAAGGAAGAAUGUGAAAAGAUUUUGUCUGAGACUUAAUAUAGUUCAAUAUUUUAAGUACUCAAACAAUCUUAAGAUUUUGGACUUUAAUAUAAAAAUAUAAUGUAAAGUAUUUCAGAACAUAAGAAAAAAAAAGAGUUAAAUCCAGAUUUCAAAAAUAUUAUUCAAAAUGCUGCUGUUAAUUUAAAGAAUCAAGAUUCAAUAUUAAAUAAUAAUACAAUUACCAUUAAAACUACAUAUGAAUUAGAAAAAGUGGAUUCUGGUAAUAAUUUAAGUGAUGCUAAACAAUAUCAUUCAAAUUAAGAAUUAGAAGAACAUAAUCUAAUUUCUGGAUAAAAACAUUCCUUUUAAGAAAUUGAUGAAAUCAAUCACAGACAUAAUUCAGUAAAAGCUGAUUUAACAGAUUUGAUUAUACCAACUCUUUAUUCUCCUGAAUUAGAUACAUAAUAAUCUCCAUUAUUUAUUAGAAAUCAUAGAAGAAAUGGAUCUGAAAUUCAUAAUAAUAAUAAUAAUAAUGUAAUUAAUUUAGUAGAUGCUAAUCAAUCAUUAAAUUAAUCUAUUCAUAAGACUCAUCAUGAUUCGAAUAAAGAUUUAGAUAAUAUAAAUGUUGUAUAAGCUAAUAAUUUUAUUCCCACUUUUGAAAUCAAUUAAAACAUUAAUUUUUAAAAAGAAUGGAACAUUAGUUCAUUUCUUGCAGAAUAAUAGAAAUUAGUUAAAAGUUAAAUGAUUUAUGUAAUUAUUCUAUUAAUAAAUUUAUAUAGGAAUUUGUUCCAAUAUAUGAAAAUCAACCAUUAUCGUAUUUAUCAUUUACACUCAAUCAUCCGAAAUAUAUGAAUGAAAUUUAUUAAAAAGAAAGUAAUUGCUUUCAUUAUAAACUUAAGAUUUUGGAAUGAUUGAGACAACAUAAAAAUCAUCUGAGCAAGCUAAAAUGUUUUUCUAAUAAUUACUAUCACCAAAAGAAUAGAAAUAAGAAGUAGAAAAUGUUAGAUACAUGAGUGUUGAUUUAGGUAAUAAUAAUAUCAAUUAAUAAAUAUAUUAAAAAUAAGAUAAUAAGGAUAUAUUUAUUUUGAAAAUAAAUUAUGAUGUUGAAAAAAAGAAUGAUAAAUCUAAUACUUUAAUUUUGUAAUAACAAUAAUAAUUUUAAUAAUAAUAAUUCUAAUAAUUCCAAAUGAAUUUAUCCUCUUAAUUUGAUGAAGCUUAAUUAGAUAAAUCAUUACCAUUAACUAAUCAAUAAUAAUUUGUACCAACAACUCAAGCUAGAAAGAAUAAGUGGAUAGAAGUUUUAAUCUAUUUUCCAACAUAAUUUGAAGCAUUAAGAUAAUUAGCUGGUAUAACACUUGCAUAAUUCAUUAAAUCUAUCUCUUCUACUAAUAUUUGGAGUGCUUCUGGAGGUAAAUCUUAGUCUAAGUUUUAUAAAUCUAAUGAUGAAUUAUUUGUAUUUAAAAAGUUAGAAUAAGAUAAAGAAUUCAUGAUGUUUAAAUAAUUUGCUUUAGAUUAUUUUAAACAUAUGUAUAGACAUUUUUAUGAAUCUAAACCUUCUUUAUUAAGUAAGAUCUUUGGAAUGUUUGAAAUCAGAGAUAGAGGUUAAACUGAAUAUUUUUUAGUUAUGGAAAAUCUCUAUUUUGGAAUGGGUGAUCCAUCAAAUCUUUUAGUUUAUGAUCUUAAAGGAAGUGAAACUAAUAGAUUAGAAAAAAAAAAAAAAGGAGUGUUAUUAGAUACCAAUUUUAGAAUUGACAGAAAUUCAGAACCUAUUCCUAUUCUUAAAGAAAAUUAUAGAUAUAAUGAUAGAGCAUUCUAAGUUUCAUAAUUAUAUAUAUAUUUAGAUCGAUUGUAAAUUCUUAAACAAACAAAAUGUUAUUGAUUAUUCUUUGCUAUUAAUAAUAGAUUAAAAAUAGAAAAAACUUAGAAUGGGUAUAAUUGACUAUUUAAGAUUCUAUACUUGGGAUAAAGAAACUGAACAUUAUUUGAAAUAUCUAUUAAAAGGGGGAAUGGUAUUAUUUUCAUCUUAAAUAAUAUUUACAGGUUCCUACCAUUGUGAAUCCUGGAGAUUAUAAAAAAAGGUUUAUUAAUGCAAUAUUAAAAUAUUUUAUACCAGUGUGA
Messenger RNA from Paramecium sonneborni, 4511 nucleotides. NCBI's taxonomy places the organism in Eukaryota, Ciliophora, Oligohymenophorea, Peniculida, Parameciidae. The record is from the annotation of a GenBank genome assembly.